UCCCCUGCCUGUGGACUUCAGCAGAAGUCAGUAAGAACAUAAAGGCAGCUGAGAGCGAGAGAGAGCGAGUGAGUGAGUGAGUGAGAGAGAGAGAGAGAGAGAGAGAGAGAGAGAGAGAGAGGUACGCCUCUGUCCUCCUCCAGUGCUCUACAGGACUGAGAGCAUUUGGACGGACGCGAUACCUCGUCUCAUGUGAGCGCUGAUCGGGAUACUAAACACGCAUUGGUUUAUCACACCCUCAGCUUUAUUCCAAUCAGCUCAUUCGGUCAGAUUUUUUCCACGUCGUAUGUUUUUUUUUUUUUUUCUUAACCUCACUGCAGACCUGGAGUCGAGGUGCUUGUUUAAUCGGAGUCGUCAAUUACACAUCCUUUUGGAAGAUAUAUUUCUAUCCACGGUCUGCGUUCUGUGGGCUGUAUGAAAGAGCGCCGAAAAGGUUAUUCAGGACCUCUCUCUGCGCUGGAUGUGUGUACAUGCGCCUGUUUUGCUGCGACUGCUGAUAAGGACUAGAUGGUCCUGCUGCUAUUGAGAUGUGAUUCUCUGGGGUUUUCUCUCACUUUGACAAAGCAAAGCACACUACAACAGGCCUGUAUGGUGUCAGUAACACUGAGCUGUGAGAGGAACAGCUCCUCACCAGAGUGUCGGGGCUCCACAGGAAGUGCCUCCACAUCUACUUCCAGGUCAAACUCCGACAUCAUGUGGACCACACGCCUGCUCUUCCUCUGGACCUUGUUUGCUCCCAUUGCCAUCGCCUACAGCCGUGCCCCUAUCCCCAUGGCGGUGGUGCGCAGGGAGCUGUCUUGUGAGUCCUACCCCAUCGAGCUGCGCUGCCCAGGUACAGACGUCAUCAUGAUCGAGAGCGCCAAUUAUGGCCGCACCGACGACAAGAUCUGCGACUCGGACCCCGCCCAGAUGGAGAACACGCGAUGCUACCUCCCAGAUGCAUACAAGAUCAUGUCACUCAGAUGCAACAACCGUACCCAGUGUGCAGUGGUGGCUGGUCCUGAUGUCUUCCCUGACCCCUGCCCCGGCACAUACAAAUACCUGGAGGUCCAGUACGAGUGUGUCCCAUACAAAGUUGAACAGAAAGUGUUUCUCUGCCCUGGCAUUCUGAGAGGGGUGUACCAAAGCGAACAUCUCUUUGAGUCUGACCAUCAGUCCGGCGCCUGGUGCAAAGACCCGCUGCAGGCUUCCGACAAGAUCUACUACAUGCCCUGGACUCCCUAUCGCACAGACACACUGACAGAGUACUCAUCCAAGGAGGACUUCAUCGCAGGCCGUCCCACCACCACCUACAAGCUCCCGCAUCGCGUGGAUGGGACAGGCUUUGUCGUCUACGAUGGUGCGCUCUUCUUCAACAAGGAGCGCACCCGCAACAUUGUUAAGUUUGACCUUCGCACGCGCAUCAAGAGUGGUGAGGCCAUCAUCGCCAACGCCAACUACCAUGACACCUCGCCUUAUCGCUGGGGGGGCAAGUCGGACAUUGACCUAGCAGUUGAUGAAAAUGGGCUCUGGGUAAUCUACGCCACAGAGCAGAACAAUGGGCGCAUAGUGGUGAGCCAGCUCAACCCUUACACCCUGCGCAUCGAGGGCUCCUGGGACACCAGCUACGACAAACGCACCGCCUCCAACGCGUUCAUGAUCUGUGGAGUCCUGUACGUGGUCAAAACCGUCUACGAAGAUGACGACAAUGAGGGGACGGGGAACAAAAUCGACUACAUGUACAACACUGAUAAGAGCAAGGAGACGGCAGUUAGCAUACCGUUCCCUAAUUCCUACCAGUACAUCGCUGCGGUGGAUUACAACCCUAGAGACAACCUGCUCUACGUGUGGAAUAACUACCACGUGGUCAAGUAUUCACUGGACUUUGGCAACAACGACUACCGCCCUCCCAUUGUGCCACCAAACCGAGGAGGAGGAGGUUCGUCCUCUUCAUCCACCAGUCGCACCACCACGACUCGUUCCCCUCCCUACUACACCACCCCACGGCCGCUCCUCACCACCUCCCCAGGCCAGCGUUACCGCACAACCACGGUCCGUCAGCCCAUCCUGGUCCCUGCCGGUGGCUCAUCCUCUGAUACCAACCAGAUCCCUGACACCAACCAGAAAGCUGGAGGACGCUCCCGGCCAGCGCAGAUCCCACCAGCAGCCCCCCAGCCCCCUGUCCUGCCACCACAGGAUUUCUGCAGUCCCAGGGUGACAGCUGACGUGUCGUGGCCACGCACCCAGCAAGGCCAGACAGCCAAGCAGCCCUGUCCUGUAGGAACACUGGGCGUGGCCACAUACGUGUGCGUGGCCCAUUUGGGCUACUGGGAUCCCCAAGGCCCUGACCUCAGCAACUGCACGUCGCCCUGGGUCAACCACAUCAUGCAGAAACUCCGUUCGGGUGAGACGGCAGCAAUUGUGGCCAGGGAGCUGGCAGAGCAGACCAAGGGGCUCCUGCGUCCUGGCGAUGUGCCAUCCACGGUGCGGGCCAUGGCCCAGCUGGUCGAACUGCUGGACGUGCAGCUCAGGAACCUCACCCCUGGGGGCAAAGACAGCGCGGCCCGCAGCCUGACCAAGCUUCAGAAGAGAGAAAGGUCCUGCAGGUUUUUCACACAGGCAAUGGUGGAGACUGUGAAUAACCUGCUCCAGCCUCGGGCCCAGACAGCCUGGAGAGAGCUGCCCACCAGCGAGCAGCUUCACUCGGCCACUCUGCUCCUGGACACCGUGGAGGCUGGGGCUUUCAUGCUUGCUGACAACCUGCUGAAGACCGACACUGUGCAGGAGACCACUGACAACAUCCAGCUGGAAGUAGCCAGACUGAGCACGGAUGGGAACCUGGCAGACCUGACAUUCCCUCAGUCAGAGCUACAUGGAAACUCCAUCCAGCUGUCAGCCAGCACUCUCAAACAGCAUGGCAAAAACGGUGAGAUCAGGAUGGCCUUUGUCCUGUACAGGAACCUGGGUUCCUAUCUGUCCACAGAGAAUGCCAGCGUGAGGCUGAGCAGCGAGGCGGUCUACCCUAAUUACUCUGUUAUUGUCAACUCUCCAGUCAUCACAGCGUCUAUUAACAAGGAGAGCAAUAAGGUUUACCUGUCUGAGCCUGUGGUCUUCACUGUCAAACACCUACAGCAUUCAGAGGAGAACUUCAAUCCCAACUGUUCAUUCUGGAGUUACUCCAAGCGCACCAUGACGGGAUUCUGGUCCACGCAGGACUGUCGUCUGCUGGCCACCAACCGCACACACACCAGCUGCUCCUGCACACACCUCACCAGCUUUGCUGUGCUCAUGGCCCACGUGGAGGUCAAGAAAGCAGAAAGCAUGCAUGACCUUCUCCUGGAUGUGAUCACAUGGGUUGGGAUCCUGCUUUCGCUCGUCUGCCUGCUCAUCUGCAUCUUCACGUUCUGCUUCUUCCGUGGGCUGCAGAGCGACCGCAACACCAUCCACAAGAACCUGUGCAUCAGCCUGUUCAUCGCUGAAUCACUAUUCCUGGUUGGGAUCAACAGGGCUGACCAGCCGAUUGCCUGUGCAGUGUUCGCGGCCCUGCUCCAUUUUUUCUUCUUGGCAGCCUUCACCUGGAUGUUCCUGGAAGGGGUGCAGCUCUACAUCAUGCUGGUAGAGGUGUUUGAGAGCGAACACUCCAGGACUAAGUACUUCUAUCUGGCAGGAUACGGAGUGCCUGCUGUCAUCGUGGCCGUGUCCGCUGCAGUGGACUACAGGAGCUACGGCACGGACCGAGUGUGCUGGCUUCGGUUGGACACAUACUUUAUCUGGAGUUUUAUUGGCCCUGCCACCCUCAUCAUUAUGCUGAAUGUCAUCUUCCUCGGUAUUGCGCUUUAUAAGAUGUUCCAUCACACGGCCAUUCUCAAACCAGAUUCUGGAUGUCUGGACAACAUCAAGUCUUGGGUGAUCGGAGCCAUAGCCCUGCUGUGUCUGCUGGGCCUGACCUGGGCCUUCGGUCUGAUGUACAUCAACGAGAGCACCGUGAUCAUGGCCUACCUUUUCACCAUCUUCAACUCUCUGCAGGGCAUGUUCAUCUUUAUCUUCCACUGCAUACUGCAAAAGAAGGUACGUAAGGAGUAUGGCAAAUGUCUGCGCACUCACUGCUGCAGUGGCAAGAGCGUGGAGACGUCCAUCUCUUCCUCCAGUAAGACCACCACCUCGCGGACCCCUGGCCGCUACUCCACAGGCUCACAGAGUCGUAUCAGGCGGAUGUGGAACGACACCGUGAGGAAACAGGAGUCUUCCUUCAUCACUGGAGACAUCAACAGCUCUGCCACGCUCAAUAGAGGAGCCAUGGCUAAUCAUCUUAUAACUAAUGCUCUCCUUCGUCCCCAUGGUACUAACAAUCCUUAUAACACUCUCCUCGGGGACUCGGCAGUCUAUAACAACCCAGCCGUGGGCAUGUACAACACCCAAGCACCUUACCGAGACACAAAGGGCAUCCUGAACAACGCCAGAGACUCCAGCGUCAUGGAUACACUUCCUCUCAACGGUAACCAUGCCAACAAUUACAGCAUGGCCAGCAGCGAGUACCUGAGUGACUGUGUCCAGAUUUUGGACCGCAGUGGGGGCUACAGUACCCACAGCAACCACAAGGAGACCACCCUGGAGAAGAAGAUCUUAAAGGAGCUGACCUCUAACUACAUCCCAUCCUACCUCAACAACCACGAGAGAUCCGCCACUGAGCGCAACCACAACUUGAUGAACAAGCUGGUCAAUAGCAGUAUGGCCAAUGGAGGGGGCAUGAUGGGUGGCAGCAGCAGCAGCAGCAGCAGUGCUGUGAGUGCUGGUGUGGGCAGCAGUAAAGAGGACAAUGGCCCCAUGGUGCUGGACAACCCUGCAGCCUUCCCCCAUGAGGAGAACCUGGGUCUGGAGAUUAUCCGAGAGGAAUCCAAUGCCCCACUCCUACCCCCACGGCCCCCACCCCCGGACAGCCACCCCCCACCUCCGCCUCCUCCCCACAGCUUCUCCCGGCCACGCCGCAUUCCCCAGGAGACCAGCGAGAGCUUCUUCCCCCUGCUGACCAAUGAGCACACUGACGAGCACACGCACUCACCCAACCACAGAGACUCGCUCUACACCAGCAUGCCGGUGUUGACGGACCUCCCGGAUGGGCAGAUGAAUGGUUUAACAGACGGAGAGGAAGACAGCUCCGGGGAGCUGCAGCCUUGUAAGAGUGCCACCGCUCCAGAGCUGGAUGACGUCUAUUACAAGAGCAUGCCCAACCUGGGCUCUAGGAACCACCUCCACGAGCUACAGAGCUACUACCACAUGGGCCGGGGUGGCAGCGACGGAUACAUGGUGCCCGCCAACAAGGAGGAUUCUGAUUCAUCUCCUGAGGAGCCACCUGUAGACCCUUCUCACCUGGUUACCAGUCUAUAGAGCCAAUUAGGAGACUUCUAUCCCUCCCCAGCCCACCCUCACACUUCCAACCCCCCCAGUGAAAAUGGUUCUGUGUCGUUGAUUGACAGACUGAGCUGGCCCACUCCUGGAUUGAUGCACUGUGUUUAAUAUUCUCUGUGUUUCAUGACAAUAUGAGUGAGGUAUCACUGGUCAAAUGAAAGCAGGGAUCAGAUGUAUUGUCAUAAAUGGUGCAAACUGAAAGGGCAGUUCUGAGAGCAUUUUAUGUGAAUAUCAACCAGGAAUGGAACUCUUCACCUGAACAGGGGAGGAAGCGGGGAGGGAUUCUGUAAUUUUAUCCCACUUGUUAUUUUAAUCUGGAAUCUUGGAUUGACCGUAGCCCUACAUGUUCCCAAAUAUGGACCUCUAGCAGAUCAAUGCAUAUAGCCUCCACUACUACCACUACAGGGGCGUGGCCCCCAGCCCUGGUUAAAGGAGCUCUGUCUUUUUGUCUGUCUGUCUGUCUCACUCUUAAAGACACUCACAGGGAUGAUGUUUCUUCCUCUCCAAAAGGGUACCACAGGACCUUAAACCCUGGAGUUCUCAACAUGAACUGCCAACAAGGCACCACCCCACUUCCUGCCAAUCAAGUGGAGUAUGUAUGAUAUACGCCCUCACAACCAAUCAUCCCAAAAACUACUUUAUUGGGCAACCGAACUAUAACCAUAUCACGCUGAUGUUCUGAAUUCCCUUCCUGUUUGUAUCUGCUAAACUAGACUUGUGUCUAGGCUGGUGUAACAUUCCUGCAAGUUGUAGUGACUGCGGCUACUGUGUAUUUCACCGAAAACAAAGAAGGAAGAUCAUAUUACAACAGACUGAAUAAAAUUUAAAAAAAUGGGUUAUGUUUCUUCUUUCUUCUGUAACAGUUUUCAGUUAUCAAAGGAUUAUGAAGUAAUCACAGUUUCUAUGUAUUGUACAGAAUACAGAUACAAAAUGUUGCAUAUGAGCAAGUACUUUUCUCUCUUCUUUUUUUCUUUUUUCUUUUUUUUUUUUAGUUGCAAACCUCUUGUCUGUGGAACUGUUCUGAAAUGUCAUGAUAUGUUCUACUGGUCGUAUGUAGACCACAGAACAAGCAAGGAACAAUCUCUCAUUUCACUCUUUGUUGAAUACAGAGACAGUAAAACCACUUGAUUAAUAUGCAUAUAUACCCUACACACACUUCAUUCUGGUCCUUUUAUAGCAACACCACUGUCACUUAUAUUUUGAAAAUCAAUUGUUACUAUAUAUUUUUUACCACUGUGUAGAUUUAAAACUAAAGGGAAAAUGAUAUAUGGCAAAGCUAUCAAGGAGGAAUGUCUUACACACAGACACUUACUAUGGAAAUGGUAGGUUUUAGUCGGUCCUGGAAGUGGGCCUCAUCAGUUCUCCAGUACAGCAUUUCUUUCCUUCAAGCACAUGAAGGAGCCUGAGUCAAAAAAAAAAGAGAGAAACAACAAAAAAAGGAAAAAUACUUGAGUUUUGGAAUAUAACACGAGGCUAUUAUAUAUGCAAUGUAUCAUGUCUAUUGUCAAAUUGUCUAUAAAUUGACAUUACAUGGCCGUGUUAGUUUGGACCUUAAUGUACAGAACUGAAUGCUGAGAUAAACAAUAUGAAACACAAAUAGGGCCAUAAUUCCACUGUUGUAUCAUUCUCAGAAAUUCUCCAUAAAUCACCAGUAAGCGUUUGAAGAUGCUGUUGAAAUCACCAUUCGCUGUUUCUAAAUGCCGCUCUGUGGGCCCUCAAACCUUUGGCUGGCAAAGGGCAAAAAUUCACAAACUUGCCGCUGGAAUGAAUAAACACCAGUUGCUGCUUUGGUUGCCAUACCCAAAGGUGUUUCAACACACACACCAAGGAAUAAACAAGAUUCGGCAGGUGGUAUCACAGAGCGCUCUCUGCCAGCUGAAAUUUCGGAGCCGCACAGAGCGACAUUUACAAAUACAGUCAUGAUUGCGACAGUGUUUAUGGCUGCCUGCUUGUGAUUUUUGGAGAGUUAAAGGGAAUGAUAUGGCAGGGAAAAGGGGACGAAUUAUGAUCUUAUCACCUUUCCAUAUAAAAAUGUUAAAAAUUUCAUUCUCAGCCCUAAAAAAAAAAGGAAAAAAGAAAAUGCCACUAUUUGAAAAAGGGUGUGUCUCACCUGUUAAAAUACCAUGAUUAUACCACAUAUGUGUAUUGAAGAUGUGAAAACUCUGCACACAGCAGCACUGUCCAAUGUGGAAAGCCAAUGUUUACUUAUUUAGGGGGAAAUUUCUUAAGUGUAUGAAGUGUAGCUUGCACAUGUAUCCCAUGCCCCUUCCGAUUCCCCAAGAGAGAAUUUAUUUAUUUAUCUGUUUAUCAGUUAAAGAGAGCAAACAAGCUUGGAGGGGAAAAAAAGCUGGUUUCAGGAAAGACCAGAUAAUGUGGCACUGAGAUUUUUUUUUGUUUUUGUUUUUUUUUUUGUUUUUUUUUAAAUUAUGAUGAUCAUGAUUAUUAUUAUUAUUGAUAAUUAUUUAUUCUUUUUGUAUGGGUUCCAAGUUGAAUGAUCUCAUAACUAAUAUUUGUUGUAACAGUGAAAGUUGUUUGCCAACAAAUAAAUUACUGACAUAGCUCUGCG
Molecule: messenger RNA, 7951 nt
Organism: Myripristis murdjan (pinecone soldierfish)
Lineage: Eukaryota; Metazoa; Chordata; Actinopteri; Holocentriformes; Holocentridae
Gene: adgrl3.1
Product: adhesion G protein-coupled receptor L3.1
Exons: 26
Coding region: 508-5364 (1618 amino acids)
Biological process (GO): cell surface receptor signaling pathway; adenylate cyclase-activating G protein-coupled receptor signaling pathway
Cellular component (GO): plasma membrane
Molecular function (GO): carbohydrate binding; G protein-coupled receptor activity
Source: RefSeq, a predicted model, not a curated record